AUGAAUCAGAAUAUUGAAGUGUUAUCGGUAGAUUCACUACCGGUGGGACUAAGAUUCCGUCCAACAGACGAGGAGCUAGUUCGUUACUAUCUCCGUAGGAAAAUCAACGGCCACGAUGACGACGUCAAAGCCAUCCGAGAGAUUGAUAUCUGCAAAUGGGAACCUUGGGAUUUACCUGAUUUCUCUGUGAUAAAAACAAAAGACUCAGAGUGGCUCUUCUUCUGUCCGUUGGAUCGGAAGUACCCGAACGGAAGUAGACAGAACAGGGCAACAAUCAAAGGCUACUGGAAAGCGACUGGGAAAGACAGGAAGAUCAAAUCCAGUAAGAGCAAGAUCAUCGGCGUGAAGAGAACUCUGGUUUUCCACUCUGGUCGAGCUCCUAAGGGAACACGCACCAAUUGGGUUAUGCACGAGUAUCGUGCCACCGAGAAUGACCUUAGCGGCACCGAUCCUGGCCAGAGUCCGUUUGUCAUAUGCAAGUUGUUCAAGAAACAAGACCUGAGUUUAACGGAAGAAGAUUCCAAGUCCGAUGAGGCUGAACCUGCUGUCUCGUCUCCAGCUGUUGAAGAGACUAAGUCUAAAGUAUCUUUGGUGACUAAAACAGAAGACGUGAAGCAGCGUUAUGACAACAUUGCGGAAUCUUCUCUUGUAAUCUCAGGAGAUUCUCAUAGUGAUGCUUGUGAUGGGGCUACAACCGCCAAGCUUGGAGACCUUGAUUGGUUGUCUUAUCCAGAGUUGGAGCCUCUGAAUUACACGCUGUUCUCGCCAUUACACUCUCAAGUUCAGUCCGAGUUCGAGCUCGGCUCCUCUUUCAACGCGUUUCAGCCUGGCUCGAGCAACAACAGCUUCCAAGUUCAGUCUCAGUACGGGACAAAUGAAGUAGAUGCAUAUAUCUCCGAGUUUCUUGAUUCGAUUCUUGAGAACCCGGACGAGGCUCCAGAGAAGGAGGUGCUUGAAUUGCAGAGUGGAUUCGAAUUCUACGGUGCAGCGCCAGAUCAGAUUGCAGCAGCGUUUCAACAGGGAACAGCAUGUGACAUGAACAACGAUGUUUCGAAAACAGGUAUCAUGCUUAGGACUCGGCGGGAACAGCCCUCAGGUGGUAGUAACAAUGACCAUAUAAUGCAUGGAGAUGCCUCGAGAAGGUUGCGUCUGCAAUGUAACCUUGACAAUCCAGAGCUUCAAACUGUCAAGAGAGAGGUUGAGGACAACACGGUUGGAGAAACUAUGGAGAAGGGACGUGGAAAGCUAAUGAGAUCAAAGAACAAAACCGGGUUCUUGUUUAGAAAGAUUGCGUCUGUGAGAUGUUCGUACGGAGGACUUCUUAGGGCGGCUGUAGUGGCGGUUUUGUUCUUGAUGUCGGUCUGCAGUCUAACCGCGGACUUCCGAGCUUCUGUGAUGAUCUGA
This is a messenger RNA of Microthlaspi erraticum, 1404 nucleotides long. NCBI's taxonomy places the organism in Eukaryota, Viridiplantae, Streptophyta, Magnoliopsida, Brassicales, Brassicaceae. The record is from the annotation of a GenBank genome assembly.